Mizuhopecten yessoensis (Yesso scallop) is the source of this 557-nucleotide messenger RNA. Its product is annotated as tyrosinase-like protein 2. The coding region runs from base 60 to 557 and encodes 165 amino acids. The record is from RefSeq and is a predicted model, not a curated record. The transcript has 4 exons. NCBI's taxonomy places the organism in Eukaryota, Metazoa, Mollusca, Bivalvia, Pectinida, Pectinidae. Gene Ontology annotation, molecular function: oxidoreductase activity.
UCAAGCGAUAUAAGAAUGUUAGCAACGUCUGUGCCUCUCUAUCCUCCACAAUCCCCAGGAUGAAGGGGAUGCUAUGGGCCGUUAUAUUUGUGGUACUGCCUGCAACUCAAGCUGACAUCCAAGCCAUCAAAUAUCCACAAAGUCUUGAAAAAUGCCUAAAAUCCUUUGGCGAUGGCGAAGCUACACAAAUUGUAGGAGAAAACCUGGCGUGCUUUUGCAUUUCUACAUUUGCUUUUCGCAACAAACAGAAGAUCAAACCGCACGUGGCUAGCGAACAAGUACGUCAAUACGUCGACAAGAUGUCCCAAAACCCAACCAAAAGGAGGCGAAAACGAGGCACAUUUUUACCACCAGGAAACCUGAGGAUACGCAAGGAAUACCGGAUGUUGAGCGAACGAGAGCGGGAAAACUAUCAUAACUGCAUGAAUCAACUGAAGAGACCUAAUAACAACGGCUUCUCUAGAUAUGACGAACUAGCUAGUAUACAUAGUGGAAACAUUAACGCUCACGGAGGCGUUAACUUCCUUGCAUGGCACAGAGUCUAUCUUUGGACGUAA